This is a messenger RNA of Lodderomyces parapsilosis, 669 nucleotides long. Its product is annotated as CDP-diacylglycerol--inositol 3-phosphatidyltransferase. The coding region runs from base 1 to 669 and encodes 222 amino acids. Gene Ontology annotation, cellular component: membrane; Golgi apparatus. Gene Ontology annotation, biological process: phosphatidylinositol biosynthetic process. The record is from RefSeq and is a predicted model, not a curated record. Gene Ontology annotation, molecular function: CDP-diacylglycerol-inositol 3-phosphatidyltransferase activity. The transcript has a single exon. NCBI's taxonomy places the organism in Eukaryota, Fungi, Ascomycota, Pichiomycetes, Serinales, Debaryomycetaceae.
AUGACCACGAAACCAGUAUCAACUUCGUCGGGUGUUUCACAUGAUAUCACAGUGCAAACUAUACUUCUAUAUAUUCCCAAUUUGAUUGGAUACUUUCGUAUCAUUACAGCAGUCAUUUCAUUCCUUCUCAUGCCAAGUCACCCCGUGGCCACAUUGAUUUUUUACGGUAUUUCAGGAUUUUUGGAUGCAUUUGACGGCUACGCCGCAAGAAAGUUCAAUCAAGGAACUAGAUUUGGUGCCGUUUUGGACAUGGUUACCGAUCGUUGUGCCACCACUAGUUUGAUUGUUUAUUUGGCUGUUUUAUACCCAAGGUAUUUUUUCAUUUGGCAAUUAUUGGUUAGUUUGGACUUGGCUUCUCAUUACAUUCACAUGUAUGCCAUGUUAUCGGCUGGAUCCACAUCACACAAGAAUGUUGAUGAAUCGCAAUCCAAGCUACUUUCAUUGUACUACACCAAUAGGAAAGUUUUGUUUAUCGUUUGUGCCGUGAAUGAGUUUUUCUAUGUUGCGGUAUACUUGCACUAUUAUGGAUUCUUUUGGCUAGGUACUGUUACGGCAGUGUUGAGUGCGCCCAUUUGGUUUUUCAAACAGGUUGCAAAUGUUAUACAGUUGAAAAGUGCGCUGCUCAUUCUUGCUAGAAUGGAUGUUGAAGAGCACAGCAAGAGGAAGUAA